UUAGGUGUGAUGCCAGCAUACAGUGCAAAGGAUGAUGCCUUGGUAACAAAACUUGUCAGAUUUUAUCAAACUAACAGCUUGGACACCACUUCUCAUCAUGCAACAGUGCUCCUGUUUGACCCAAGCAAUGGCAUCUUAAAGGCAGUGAUGGAUGGAGCAGUGAUCACCGAAAAGAGAACUGCUGCAGUUUCUGCGAUAGCAACCAAGUAUCUCAAGCCUAAGAACCUGGAUGUAUUAUGUAUCCUGGGAGCUGGGUCGGUGGCUGUCAGUCACUAUGAAAUCUUCACCAAAAUGUUUCCGUUCAAGCAGGUAAGGGUGUGGAGCCGAACUCGAGAACGGGUUGAAAAGUUUGCGAAAACAGUUGGGGGACCAGUGACAAUUUGUGCCUCAGCAAAAGAAGCUGCUCUCGAUGCUGAUGUGGUGAUAACAGUCACCAUGGCAACAGAGCCCAUUCUGUUUGGAGAAUGGGUAAAACCUGGAGCCCAUGUUAAUGCUGUUGGAGCUUGUCGACCAGACUGGCGGGAGCUGGAUGAUGGACUAAUGAAGAAUGCUGUCUUGUAUGUGGAUAGCAGAGAAGGAGUCAUUAGGGAGUCAGGAGAUGUCAUCCUUUCGGGCGCUGAAAUCUUUGCAGAACUGGGAGAAGUGUUGAAAGGAACCAAACCCGCUGUGUGUGACAGGACCACAGUUUUCAAAUCAUUGGGCAUGGCCAUUGAAGACACAGUCACCGCCAAACUGGUUUAUGAUUGUUGGGAAGUUAAAAAUAAACAGAAAUCCUAACACUUUACAAAAUACAAUUUUCGUUCUACAAAAUAUUGUUUCACUAAAUUGGAUGAUGUUGAAUCAGAAUAAUGGGACUGUUCAAACAAAUUAAAGAUGUAUUUAAUUCAGCCUGUGAAAACACAAACCUAGUAUUAACAAGUUUAAAAAAAAUCUCUCAACUUGUACAAAUACAUCAGUUGUCGAAUUUCAAUCCAACUGUUACCAAUGUUUGUUACAUGAUUGAUUUCAUAAUGUUAUGAAAUGAUACAAAAUGCCCAUUGUGUUUGUGCCACAACACUGAAAGAGUUAUCUCACUUAGUCCCUCAGCCCCUCUCUUUCCCCAAAGUCCUGCACACGUCUGCUUUAAAAAGUAAUCUCUAAUUACAAUUGUGUUUUACAGAAAAACCUUGUAUUAAAUUGUUGAAAAGCAAAGGAGUGGUGGUUGCAAAAAAAAUUAGUCAAAUUGAUAUACUGUGUCCUUACAAAGUAUGGAGGCUGAAUUAUUAAUGAAAUUACCAGUUUACUGUACAUAACUAGAAAUAAAAAGCCUUGUCACUUUU
Rhincodon typus (whale shark) is the source of this 1319-nucleotide messenger RNA. It is a transcript of the gene crym, whose product is annotated as crystallin, mu. The record is from RefSeq and is a predicted model, not a curated record. The transcript is spliced from 7 exons. Gene Ontology annotation, biological process: thyroid hormone metabolic process. NCBI's taxonomy places the organism in Eukaryota, Metazoa, Chordata, Chondrichthyes, Orectolobiformes, Rhincodontidae. Gene Ontology annotation, cellular component: cytoplasm. The coding region runs from base 10 to 777 and encodes 255 amino acids. Gene Ontology annotation, molecular function: thyroid hormone binding.